Molecule: messenger RNA, 1473 nt
Organism: Adineta steineri
Lineage: Eukaryota; Metazoa; Rotifera; Eurotatoria; Adinetida; Adinetidae
Source: the annotation of a GenBank genome assembly
AUGUCGCAUGGUCGAAAAACUGAGCAAGUUACUAUUAUUCGAGUAAAUCGUAGGGGUGAUAUAUUAAGUUAUGAUACUAUCGAACAGCCAAUUGAACCUGUUAAAUCUUCAUCAAAACAUUAUUCACGACCAAAAAAAGUAAAACAACCGGUCGUAUAUAAAGAGAAUAGUUAUUAUAGUGAAGAAGAUACAUCUGAUGUUAAUGUACCAGUGAGAAAAACAUAUGAAAAUACAAUUAAAGAAACAAAACCAGAACGACGUCGUCUUUCUCCAUUACAAUCAGAUCGUGAAAUUGUUGAAGAAAGAAUUAUCUGGCAAGGAAAAGCUCGGACUGAUUCUCAUAAUGAAAAUACUACCGAUCGACGUAAGAGUGGUCGAAAAUCAAUUAGAGUUGCUGGUGAUCCAAAUGGAUAUGUACUAGUUGAUAGUCCUGAUAAUUAUAGUGAAGAGCAUACAAGAUCUCAAGAACGUGGAAGAUCUUUACGAAAUGAAAAACAAAAUAUUAAUUCUACACGAAAACGAGGACCGAUAUCUGAUGAAGUUUAUAGUGAUAUUCAAAACUAUGAAUAUGAUGAUCGUAGAAUACAAUACAAACCAGCAAGACUUCCCCCAGUUCAAAAUCGAACAUUUGGAUUGCAACAAAAAUCACGAAGUAAUUCAAGAAAUGAUGAUUACACUAGACGUAUUCGAAAAUCACGAUCCACAUCUAAUAAUAGAAAAAGCUCUCGAUAUGAUUAUAUAAAACCUAAAAUUGAUGAUCGUAAUGAAGAAUAUGUAAGAAAUAUAAAAUAUGAACCAAAACCAAGAAAUACCAGCAAGUUACCACGUUGGAGAUCAGAACCAAAAAUGGGUUCAUUUAAUGUUUCUUACGAUACUAAGCCUACUUAUAGACAACCAAGAAAAUUUUCCGGUGAUCCAAAUGGAUGGAGACUUGUUAAUAACCGUAAUAAUUAUGAUGAAGAUGAUACAAGACAUCAAGAACGUCGAAGAUCUCUGCGAAAUGAAAAACAAAAUAUCAAUUCUACACCAAAACGAAGAACAAAAUCUGAUCGAGUUUAUAAUGAUAAUCAGAAGUAUGACGUUGAUGAUCGAAAAAAACGAUCCAAGCCAGCAAAACUUCCCCCCAUUCACCAUCGAACAUUUGGAUGGCAACAAAAAUCACAAAAUAAUGAUUCUACUGGACGUAUUCGAAAACAUCGGCCAACAUCUGUAAAUGCAAGAAAAAACACUCAAUAUAAUUCUAUAAAACCUAAAAUCGAUAAUCAUAAUGAAGAAUUUGUAAAAAGUUUAAAGUAUCAAUCAAAACCAAGAAUCAUAAAUGAUUUACCACUUUGGAAAUAUGAAUCAAAAACGAAAUCAUAUAAUGAUUCUUAUAAUCCGGAGCUCACACAUCGAAAACCAAAAAUUUUUCGUGAAAAACUUGAUUGGAAUGCACGAUCAAAAAUUGAUUCGGGUUUCGCAACCAAUGCGUAA